AUGAACGAGGCGUCGUUGGUCGGGCUGACGGACCUGUACUGCACGGGCGAGCUGCUCGCCGCGGUGCAGCGCGCGGGGAUAUGGUCCGACUCCAAGGACUUCGUCGACACCCCCAUCAAGCCCCCGCACGUCUCCGGCGACGUCCUCCUGGCGUGGAGACGAUACCCGCGGGAUGAGGGGAACGACAUACGGGAGCGAACGGACGACGAGGUUCGCGCUUUCGUCGCCAGGUACUUCGAGGCCGGGCCCGCGCGGCCCGUCGAGGGCGGCGAGGUGGACGUCGACGACGCGAGGGCGACGCUGCCGGACUGGGAUCCCGACGGACCCGCGUUCGCGAAUGAUCUGGCGGAUCCGAAGCUUCGAGAUUUCGCGCGACGCGUCCACGCGCUCUGGCCCUCCCUCGCGCGUCCACCAUGGACCGAUCCCCCCGCGACGGACCACCCCGGAUGGCGAUCCACGCUGCUACCGCUCCCCCGCGCCGCCAUCGUCCCGGGCGAGCGCUUCCGCGAGACGUACUACUGGGACUCGUACUGGACCGCGCUCGGGCUGCUCGCGAGCGGGAUGCGCUCCACAGCCGCGGGGUUGUGCGAGAACAUGCUGAGCCUCGUGGACGCGCACGGGUUCAUGCCCAACGGCGCGAGGGUGUAUUACCUCAACAGGAGCCAGCCGCCCGUGCUGGCGUCCACCGUGGCGGCCGUGUGCGGCGUCGGCGGCACAGCUGGCGGCGGGAUGGAGCUCGACGCCGCGCUCGCCGCGCGAUCGCUGCCGACGCUGGCGCGGGAAUGGGAACACCUCACCGGACCGAGACGGACGGUGAGGGUGCGAUCGAGGCGGGACCCGACCGCGACGCACGCGAUGUACAGGUACUGGGCGUACACGGACGAGCCGAGGCCGGAGAGUUGGAGGGAGGACGUCGAGGUUUGCGCAAACUGCGAAUCGAUCGACGGGAAGCGGCGGAUCUAUCGCGACGUCGCCUCCGCCGCCGAGAGCGGUCACGACUUCGGCAGCCGCUGGCUCGCCACCGCGGGCGAGAACGAGGUGGCGCCGGGGGAGACGAGCGCCGGGGAGAGGCGCGCGGAUCCGGCGUCGCUGGCGAGCAUUCGAACGACGAGGAUCGUUCCCGCGGAUCUCAACGGUUUCAUGCUGCGAUACGCCGCCGACGUCGCGGCCAUCGCUCGAGCCGUGAACGACGACGCCACCGCGGCGAGGUUCGAAUCGGAGGCGAACCGGAUCCGCGUCGCUCUGCGCGAGGUGCUGUGGGACGAAGAGACGGGGAGGUGGCGCGAUUUGCUGCUGAGCGAUUGGGACGAGGACGACUGGGAGGAGGUACCCCUGGUCCAUGCGACGAGGGCGGACGACGGAUUCAUCCCCGGGACGAGGGCGUCGGAUUGGAUUCCGCUUUGGUGCGGCGCCGUCGCCGCCGGGUCACGUGAAGCGAUCCGAGCCGUCGACGCCCUUCGAACCUCCGGCCUCGUCCUCCCGGGCGGCAUCGCGACGUCGCUGGCGCACACCGGGCACCAGUGGGACUACCCCAACGCGUGGGCCCCGCUCGUGCACGCGCUGUGCGAGGGAUGCGACGCGUUUGGUGGCGACGCGGGUGGGCAACUGGCGAGGGAGGUGGCGACGCGAUGGGUGAGGGGAAACGCGACCGCGCUCGAACGCACGGGGUACAUGCACGAGAAGUACGACGCGAGGAAUGCGCAGGCGGGGGCGGGCGGGGGCGGCGAGUACUCGCCGCAGAGGGGCUUCGGGUGGAGUAACGGGGUGGCUCUGCACUUCCUCCGCAGGUACUUCGCGUCGGGUGCGGGCGGUUCGGAGCGCCGCGAGGUGGGUCACUCCGAGGUGGGUCACUCCGAGUCGACGCACAGUUUGCCCGACGGCGUGAUGCGUCCGUGA
Micromonas commoda is the source of this 1896-nucleotide messenger RNA. Its product is annotated as glycoside hydrolase family 37 protein. The coding region runs from base 1 to 1896 and encodes 631 amino acids. The record is from RefSeq and is a predicted model, not a curated record. The transcript has 2 exons. Gene Ontology annotation, molecular function: alpha,alpha-trehalase activity. Lineage: Eukaryota; Viridiplantae; Chlorophyta; Mamiellophyceae; Mamiellales; Mamiellaceae. Gene Ontology annotation, biological process: trehalose catabolic process.